AUGAACUUAACCCAACUUGAUACUGCGGUGGACCACGUCAUAAUCGGACUCGACUAUGGAACCACGGGCACAGCGAUAUGGAUCAUGAUUGUACCGAGGGGGAAAAGUAUCGAGGAAAGUUCUCACUACCUCACCAAUUGGCCAUCAAGCAAUGAAACUCGAGUUGAUGCUAUAAAGGUCCCAUCAAGGAUUGCCUUUCCUGUGGACAACCCAAGUUUCUCCAUGAGGUCAACGCAUUGGGGCUUUGGCAUAAACCCUGGCAUGAACUCCUACUUCUGGACGAAGCUUUUGCUAGAGGAACAUACAGGAUUGGGUGAGUUCGACGAUGAAGUACUUAUGAGCACUGCUUUGAAAGGUGAUCUUCACCCGGCUUUCCGCUCUGUGGAUUGUCAAGAUCCUGAGAAAGUUAUCCUUGACUACCUUGGCCAUGUGCUAGAAUUUACGCGGGGCCAUCUCAAAGAGAGACCAGAUAUCAACUUUGACUUUGCUUCUGUUCAUCUCCAGUUCACCACCCCGGCUUCCUGGUCCAAAAAAGCCCAAGAAUUGAGCGAAUGGGCGGUGAAGCGUGCUUGGUGGUUCAGGAGAAACCACGAUACGCUCACAGUACUGUCAGAGCCAGAGGCUGCCUCAAAGGCUAUUUGCCAAAGUCUACAGGGCGAAUUCAAGACUGGGGAUGGGAUUUUGAUUUGCGACUGUGGCGGUGGAACCGUGGUGAGUCUUUACCUCUCAUGGUAUAUCAUGAUGUUUCACUACCUGCCAUUUGGGCAUGAUCCAUGGAUGGAGAUUCCACCGAAACAAAGGGCAAAGUGUGGCGGUGUGGCCAUUGACAAUCGACUCUUCAGCCUUAUGAAGAAGCACAUGCCAGAUGCAUUUGGACAUCUCAACCAUCUUAUUGCACCAGGAAGCAUAUUUAUGGACAGUUUUGAAAAGCUGAAAAGAGAUUUUGACGAAGGGCUACCGUAUCAUUGCUUCAAGUUGCCUCUUCAGGUAAGAAGAGGCAGGGCGACAUGCGAUCCCCGAUACUAUAACUCGAGUGCUUUCGAAUUUUACCUGAGAUAUGAUGACGUACGGUCUCUAUUUGAUCCAGUCAUUUUCAACAUCAUUCGUUUGAUAAAUUCACAGAUCAAGGUUGCGAACUUGGAGUAUGGCUCUCCAGUGAUAAAUAUCAAACGGCUCAUAAUUGCACUCCAGAAAAUUGUCCUUGUCGGCGGUCUAGGAUCUUCGACUUACGUUCAAAGAGUAAUCCGCCAGGCUUUGGAAUCAUCGCAGAAGCUAUGUGUGAUGGUACCUAUGGCGAUUGACCCGUGA
Messenger RNA from Penicillium manginii, 1308 nucleotides. Its product is annotated as Hsp70 family protein. Lineage: Eukaryota; Fungi; Ascomycota; Eurotiomycetes; Eurotiales; Aspergillaceae. The record is from RefSeq and is a predicted model, not a curated record. The transcript has 4 exons. Bases 1 to 1308 code for a protein of 435 amino acids.